AAAGUAGUUAGAUGUAAGAUAAUAGUCAUCAUGAUAAUGUCCACAUUAAGUUUUGCCAUGCACAUACUCGUGUCAUCGUAUAAAGUGUUGGCCCCAGUUGGUCAGAUAUUAGAAUACGUCUUGCCGUAUCGCAACAUGGCUGCAAAAGCAAUAUCUGGAUCUGGAAGUAUCAAUUUCAACACAAAACACUUAAAAAAAGGUGACCCUCUUCCGCCUUACAAUGGGAAAUUAAGGCUAUACAACAUGCGUUAUUGUCCGUUCGCUCAGCGAACAAUUUUGGCGCUGAACGCAAAACAAAUUGACUAUGAAGUGGUGAAUAUUAAUCUCGUUGAAAAACCGGAAUGGUUCCUACAGAAGAGUGCUUUUGGUAAGGUUCCAUCUAUAGAAAUAAAGGAAGAUGUGUGCAUCUACGAAAGUUUAAUAACAGUAGAAUACUUAGAUGAAGUGUAUCCUCAGCGGCCGUUAUUGCCUAAGGAUCCAGCGAAGAAAGCCUUUGACAAAAUAAUUGUAGAAAACACAGGAGCUAUUCAUGCCAUGUUCUUCAAAUCAAUGACUGCACCAGAUACCAUCACCGAAGCGACUAUAAAUGCUUAUCACGGGGCCUUAAAGUUUAUUGAAGAUCAAUUAAAAAGUCGUGGUACCACAUUUUUGGGUGGAGAUGAGCCAGGUUAUGCUGAUUAUAUGAUUUGGCCAUGGUUUGAAAGAGUGCAGGGCUAUAAAAAAACUGAUCAUCAAAUAAAAAUAGAUCCAAUCAAGUAUCCAAUAUUGGCACAGUACAUAGAUAAGAUGUUUAAAGAUCCAGCAGUGAGUCAGUACUUAAUACCUAAUGACAUUAUGGAGAAAUUUGUUAAUGGCUACAAACUUGGAAAUCCUAAUUAUGAGCUACUUAAUGAGAAUUAAUUAUUUUAAACUGAAAAAAAGUCACAGUCACACUAUA
This is a messenger RNA of Vanessa tameamea, 937 nucleotides long. Its product is annotated as pyrimidodiazepine synthase-like. The coding region runs from base 31 to 900 and encodes 289 amino acids. The record is from RefSeq and is a predicted model, not a curated record. Gene Ontology annotation, cellular component: cytoplasm. Gene Ontology annotation, molecular function: glutathione dehydrogenase (ascorbate) activity; glutathione transferase activity. The transcript has 6 exons. Gene Ontology annotation, biological process: glutathione metabolic process. Lineage: Eukaryota; Metazoa; Arthropoda; Insecta; Lepidoptera; Nymphalidae.